CCAAACCAGCCCCGCGGCUUGUCCUGCGCGCAGAGCGCGGGCUGCUCCGCCCGGGCAGAUAGCAGGAGGCGGGGGCAGGGCCGGCCGGCCGAGCGGCCAUACAACGCAGGGGCGCCCGCCCACCGUGCCUGGGCAAGUCCCCCGCCCGCCGCCGCCGUCUCGGCGCCCGCCCUCCCGCAGCUGAGCUCCCCGCCGCAGCCUUCCCCCGGAUUUGCAUCGCGCGCUAGCCCAGGGCAGGGCAGGGGAGGCGGCGGCGGCGGCGCGGCCCCAGCCGAGCCGGGAGAUGAGCGAGAGUUGCGGGUUUCCUUUGCCUGAUCUGUAAACAUGUCCACUGAUCUGCUAUGGUGUGAGGACUGCAGCAAAAGCCUUAUAGGAGAAUGUAAACUCCAUGGACCACUCAUCAGGGUUAAAGACAGGGUUAUUCCCAGUCGAGCCCGCCUUACCCUACCUCACUACCUCACUUUGCGAGUGCUGGAGCUGCGAGCUGGGAACCAACAGAUCCUUGGAGUGUUUGCUAAGAAAGUUAUACAGAAGAGAACACAGUUUGGUCCUUAUGUUGGGAAACUAUCUACAAAACUUACCCACUAUGAUGACAACAGGCUAGUUCUACAGGUAUUGAAAGAUGACGGAAAGUACUUUCUGGAUGCUCCCAAUGAAGAUACUGGUAACUGGAUGAUGUUUGUCCGACUGGCCCGGAACCAGGAAGAACAGACCCUUGUAGCCUAUCAGUACGCUGGAGAAGUCUACUUCACAACUGUUAAGAGUAGCCAUGGAGUUGGUCACAGAGAAAGCUAUUUCCUACAGCCAAUUGAACCCCACACAGAAUUAAAAGUGUGGUAUGCUGCAGAUUACGCCAAGUUUAUGGAAGCUUCUGCAGUUGUCAUCAAAGAAGAGUCUGAUAGCUGUGCUUUAUCACCAGUUUUAACAACAAGAGAGCGUGCCGACGCCUGGAUAUGCUCCAAUUGUAGUAACGUUUUUGGGACUUUAGCUCUGCUGGAAUCUCACCAAUGCACCAGUAAAGACAAAGCACUUCUCACCAGCUUCAGAGCAGCAAAUAAAUUAGAACCUCUAAAAGCCAAGGGCAAAACCAAAGGCAAACUGAGUGAAACUGGCUUGGGCACAAGCAUUGUCCAGUGCUAUGGGGCCAUUUCCUGUUCCCCUAGUGCAAAGUCUACCUGUGCCAGCUCAGGAAGUGUUUGCGGUUCCAUUGUGAGGUUUGUGCCUACAUGGAGAAAUGAUCAGUCUUCACUACCAAAGGAAAGAGAAGCGAAGCAGCCAGACAGUUAUCACUGUCGACUCUGCGGGAAGAUAUUUGUUUCUGUUGAAAAGCUCACAGCCCACACUUACGCCCACACAGGAGAGCGUCCCUACAGGUGUUCCCAGCCAGGAUGCAUGAAAGCUUUCAUUUCCAAAUAUAAACUGAUAAGGCACUCGGCCACCCACUCUCCACAGAAAUCUCACCAAUGUGGUUACUGUGAAAAGACCUUCCACAGAAAGGACCACCUGAAAAAUCACCUUCAGACUCACAAUCCCAACAAAAUGGCCUUCAAGUGUGAAGACUGUGGCAAGAAGUACAACACCAAGCUGGGUUACAAACGCCACCUGGCUCUUCAUGCAGCCACCAGUGGGGACCUUACCUGCAGGAUGUGCUCCCAAGAGUUCGGAGGCACAGAAGUGUUGUUAGAACACCUCAAAACUCAUGCAGGGAAGCCAGGCAGUGGCACCAAGGAAAAGAAACAUAAGUGUGACCAUUGUGAACGCUAUUUCUACACCCGCAAAGAUGUGCGGCGUCACAUGGUGGUUCACACAGGCUGCAAGGACUUCUUCUGCCAGUUUUGUGCCCAGAGAUUUGGGCGCAAGGACCACUUGACUCGCCACAUGAAGAAAACACAUGCACAAGAGCUGCUGAAGGGCAGGUUGCAGAAUGGUGACUUUCAGGGUCUCUUUGACCCUCUCUCUCCAUUCAGACUGAAGGAAGAUGCCAGUAUCCUGUCCUCUUUUCCUGAGAGGGCUUCUAUGCAGCAUGGGAUUCUGAACACAUUGGAUGCAGAAGAGUAUAGCAGCCCACAUAUUCACUGUCAACAAAGCCUACAGUCUACUCAUCCUCUGGAACCUCCUCACUUGCUAAGGAUGAGCUGUGUAGAUAGUCUCUCAGCCACUCAUUCUAAACCAUCUCCACCAUCAAUUCCUACCAACCAGAAUCUUCAUCAGCACAACAAAUAUGAACUGAGUACUACCUCAUUUGCACCAGCAUCCCUCAAAAACCUACCCAUCGAAGUGGAUGUUAAAGCUCAUAAUGUGAACUUGCUCGAGGACCUGCCUUUACCAGAACCUCACAAAGUCAAUCUGGAAGAAGCUUCCUCGGGGGGUACAGGCGAUGCUGGCAAGUACAUAUUGCACAAGGAGACUGUGACAACAGUUGAAUCUAUUAACAUGCCCUCCAUGGAUCUUACUCAUAUACUGGGUUUCUGGCAGUUCCCUCAGAGUGAUAACCAGAACAACAGUGGGGACAUCACAAUGGCAUUUGGUCAUGAGGAAGCACCACACAGGCUGAGCUGCCUCAGCCAACAGCAAGGUGCACAGCUAGCUCUGGGUGGAGUGGCCCUAAACCAGCUUCAUCCCCAUUCUUUUUCAUCCAGUACAAAUUCUGUAACAUUGCCUCAUUUUCACCAUGCAUUCAGAUAACUAUCAUCUUUUUUAGGGCUCCUUUUCAUACCCAGAUUUCUGAAGGAGAAAAGCCCCAAACCAUUUAAGAACUUUUAAAAAGGACAUUAUAAACAUUGUAGAAUGUUCCAGGAAGUAACAGAGUGAAUAGAUGUAUUUUAUCUAAUACUUACUAGUUUCAUAGCAUAUGACACUUGCAACAAUGCCAUCUUUUCUGCUCAAUACCCUCCAUGUUUUCACACUUAAACUAAAUAGCUGAACUAGUGUUCUUCAGUGGAAAUACAAAUGUAUCUAGAACAUGCACAAAACAUGAUGGCUGCUAUGGGGGUGAGGGUGGGAAACAUAACUUUUUAAAUGAGCCAUGACUCGCAGUUAGUUUAUACAAAUGACUUGAACAUUGUUCAUAUGUAGAAUCUAGGAGGGUCCAGUAGGUUUUAAUGGCAAGCACUUAAUCACUGAGCUUUAAGAAUUUUUAAUUUAAGUUGUGACUUCCUUCAAUUAUUUUAUCUCCUCUCACUUUUUUAAAAACAAAAUAUUUGCUCUGGUGAUUAGGUUGAACUCAAAUUUCUUUUUUUUUUUGAGGUGCACUUCCACUGUGUGUGGAGAUAUGGUGUUUUCUCCAGGGUUGGAAAUAACUACCACUGUUGUAGCCUAAGAAUAAAUGUCUUGUAUAAAUGGCUUUUUCUGAAGAGGAAGUAUAUGGUUAAGACAACACAUUAAUUUUCAUUUAGACCUUAAUCCUGCAAGAUGCUAGGCAUUCUGGGCCUAAUCCAAGAAAGCACUUAAGCCUAAACUUAGCUUUAAGCACGAGUGGUCCCACUGACGCCAGCACUCAGCCCCUUGCACAAUCUAACUCUCAGGCUAUGUCUACACUAGCUUUUUUUUGUCAGCAAAACUACACCGCAACCACCAAAAGCACCAGUGUAGACAGCACUAUGUCAGCAGGAGAUAUGUCCCGCCGACAUAUCUGCCAUUGCUCAUUGGAGGUGUUUUAAUUAUGCCGGCAGGAGAGCUCUCUCCCGCUGGCAUAGAACAACUACACAGGAGACCUUACAGCUGCGCUGCUGUACAGUCUGUAGUGUAGACACAGCCUCAGGAAAGAUUAUGUUCCUCAUCCAAGCAAGCUCUGUUCACUUUUGGUUGAUAAUGAUGGCCUUUGUUUAGUCCAGACAAGUGGUAAUUCAUCGUGAAAACAAUGAGGAGUCUGGUAGCAUACAGACUAAUAUGGCUACCCCUCUGAUACUUAUUCAUUGUAACAAUCUGUAGCAUAAAUGUUCCUUGGCAGCUAAACUACUCUAGCAACAUAAGCUUGAUGUUACAGUCCUCCACAUAUGUAUGGCAGCUCUUGUUGCAGUCAAUGACUGGUCUAAAGUCCUUCUGGAUGCAAGAUCAGAGAAGGUCCCACCGUGACUCUUCCACAGCUACAAAUAGUGUCAAACCCCCACUAAAGUUGGAUAAAUAUAUGGCAGGUAUGAAAAUGUUAAGUAAUUUUAUAUUCAUGGUUUCAGCACAGUAGUAAUUAACAAAUUAUAUCUAGCCAUUAAGUUACAUUUGUUUGUAUAAACCAAAACAGAAAUAUGCUCUUUUUUGUUUGUGUUUUGUUUUUGUAAAUUGUGUGUAUAUAGUUCCUUUCUAAAAGUCUUCAGGUGUCAAAGUGCCAUCAACUGACAAGACCUGGUGAACUCAUGCAAAUUGGAAAAGAUAACACACUACAAACUCUGUUUUUUUCAAAAGAAAACCUUCAGGGUUCAUUCAUCUCCCGUAAACCACUUCACAAAGAUCCUGUGGUUUUUAGUUUGCUGCUGUUGCUGAUUAGGUUCUUCUGCAUCAAAAGAAAACACAGAAAUGUAAAGUCCAAAUCCUGCAAGGUGCUCUCUGCCCUCAAGUCCCAUUAAGUUGUUUAAAAAUAGAUUGAUGUAUUAAUGAACUACUAAAAAAAGCCCUUCUCCGAAAACUUCAGGAAUGCUAGUGUAUGCCUGUUGUGCAUUUUUAAAUUAUUCUAGGACUUUAUGGAUAAAAGCUUUAAAAAUUUGUUUUGUGGGUGUAGAUUUAGAUGAAUUAAUUUACUGUGUUGUCCUUUCUGAUUGCACAUUGUAUUCACUUUGCUUCAUCCACUAUUGUAUAUCUUUAACAAUAUGGAUUUUUAUAGGCAUUGUCUAAACAUAUAAUAUUAAUGAGCAUUUUAUCAGUUUGGUUUGAACUUCUGCAAAGAGUUUAACUAAAUAUUUAAAUCAUUUUCCUUCACUUAAGGGUCACGGUUAAAAGAAAUGCAACACAGAUACUGAGCUAGAAUCAUGACCAUGUUCUGUAUGGAAAUGUUCAUCUUUAGCAGGAUUCCACAUUUAUGAUCCAUCAAGAGAACCUGUGCCCAUACCUGCUUACAAGCUAUUCUGAAAUACAGCACUGUGCCUUCUAGAGGGGUGCUAGUCUUCUGUAGUUAAUGAAGAGUGCUUCAAGUUCAAAUAAGAAGUAACAUGAAUCACCUGUGUUAGUAGAGCUCCUAGAUAGCAGGACGUAAUGGUGAUUAAAACAUUCUAAUGAAAAAGGUAAUCAGUUAUUUUAAUUCAAUUCAAAAUAGCUUCUAACAUUCCCGAAAGCUUAAAUGUAGGGGUAGCCUAAACACAGGCCCUGUUUUGUAUUGAAUCACUAAGGGCACUACAGGUCAUGUAUCCAGUAAGAAUUUUUAUCUUUAGAAUCUCAGAACACUACAAAUACUAAAGAGGUGUGUCAUAUUCUAAAGUAGGAGUUUGGGGCAGGAUCAGGGGGAGAUUUUCUUUUCUUUAAAUUUAGUGUUCUUAAGAAGGCCUCCACUGAAAGCCCUGGAGAUUGACAUGUGUUCAUCCGUAGGACAAGAACAACUCACACAAUAGCUUCCCCCACACUGCCCAUUUCCCUCAACAGACCAUCUCUUUAUGCAAAGACUUUAACGACUGAGCUGCUUUAGGAUCGAGACAUCAUGUCAGUGGAAGGAAAACGUUAAAAGAUGUAAAGUGACAUUAUGUUGAGGAGGGUGUUUGGAACGUCCGUGCUUGGGAGACCAGUCUGGGAACCAAGAACUCCCAAAUUCUCAUCCCAGCUGCAUCACUUCACCUGUCUGGCUCCAUUUCCCAAUCCAUAAAAUGAGGAUAGUGAUACUUACCUACUUCACAGGAGUUACGUUUGUGUAUCCAGAAAAAGAAAUCAACUUGAGAAUUAAUCAGGGAACAUGAAGAGCAUUGAAGCUGAGAGACAAGAUUGAGUUUACACCUCUCUCUCUUUUUAUUGGAAGGAGGAUAUGAGACUAUUAAGAAUAUGAAUUGGAUUCACAGUUCAUACCCAAGUCAUUAAACUAAUGAACCUCUCCUAUCCUGUCUAAACAAAAUGAACCACUGCUGGAUCAUAUUAAAGAAGUUCUGUAUUAAAAUCACAAAUGAGUUUGAUUCCCCAUAGUUUAGAUUCCAGGGUAUUACUAAUUAAGAGAUCUCUUGGUUUUUGGUACUGUUUCUCUCCCUCUAUGUGUGAAACUUGCAAGCUGCUAAUUGCAUUAGUACAUUCUAAGACAGAGUCUGUUCUCAAAACAAUUCACACAGAGAGAGACUCAAAGCAAUACUCUGUAACAACAGAAACAGCACCCAGAGACUCCCCGCCCUUUUGUUGUAUUAACAAUUGUGAUUAAAAUAGAGCUAGAGGAUGUAUGUGGAUGGAUGCUUGGUGUGGAUAAUAACUGAAUGAUCAGGGAGGUGCCAGCCUAAGAAUCCAGUGUCCAUCGGCUGAAGAAGGCGUCAAGCGGAAAUAACCAGAGGUCCCCCGCAGGGCAGACUGGAAUCCACCCAACAGCCUCAAGAAUGGGAGAGCCAAAGAACAAGAUAACAUCUAGCAGCACGGAGCCGUCAGGAAUGUGCUAUCUGCUGAUUGAUUCAGCAACAGCAUGAUGAAGCAAUUCCCAUAGACUGGCAUAGGAAGAAAUUCCUAUAAAAAUAGACUCUAAAAAGUGACAACUUUGGGGGGUCUGAUUCUGCAAACCAACUUCCAGGAGCAUCAGAUGAGCAUCUGACAAGGCCCUGCUCCCUCCUCAUGUCCAGGCCACCUGGCCAGUGGCUUGGCAUGAGCAACUCUAAGGCUGGUAACUAUGAUGCCAACCUUGCAGAACCUGUGUGUGUGUGUUUGUAUGAAUGAAUGUGUGAAUAAAUAUGAGAUUGAAUGGAAUGUUAUAGCUAUAACUAACUGCUUACUAUGAUUCUUUCUGUAUUCACAAUAAAUGUGGUAUUUUGCCUUUUUCCCUUUAAUAA
This is a messenger RNA of Caretta caretta (loggerhead turtle), 6932 nucleotides long. The record is from RefSeq and is a predicted model, not a curated record. NCBI's taxonomy places the organism in Eukaryota, Metazoa, Chordata, Testudines, Cheloniidae.